AUGAUCAAUCCGUUCAGGAAGCGCCACCACAGGAAGGCCGCGGCCCCUGCUCAAGCCGGUCCUUCAAGCCCACCACCUACAGACUAUGCAAAUUUCUCCUCUGGUUCCAAGCUUCCUCCUCGUCCGGGCAUCUUCAUUGCCUCUGCACCCGCUCUGCCACGUUCAUCCGCUUCUUUUCGGCAGAAGCAUCAAGCAGCAGCCGCCACUCCAACCCGAGACAGCGUCGCAGCAACGCAAUCAGCAGCAUCACAGCAACAACAGAGUCUGGACCAUGUGUUGCCGCCAGCAUCCGACUACCGUCAAUCACUUAUUAUGCCUCAUCUCACUCGGAGAUUCACUCUGCUACGCGCUCCCGAUGGCUCUCUUGUUUCUCCUGAAGCUAUGCGAGCUCAUCUGCGCGCACAGCGUGCACGCGCUAGGGCCGCCAAUCUUGCCCUUGGCUCGGGCACAGCCCACCAAUUUGAUUUUCUCACCGAGGAUGAGGAAAACGAGAUCAUCGAACAGCUUAAAGCACAGGCGCUUGCAGAAGGUCGUGAUUUCGAUCGAGAACGCUCCAUGAAUGUUACCACUGCUGACUCUUGGCACAACGGUUACGCGGCUGGCACCGAUGGUUUCGGAUCGUGGGGCUCCGUACCCACCAACAACCCUGACAAGCUUUCCAGCCUCACCGAUUCGCUCGGCGACUUGUCCUCUUCAAACCUCAACCAUCCAUCCACUUCCACCGGCGCCUCUUCGUCCGCGUGGUCACCAACAAGGAAUCCUGGCGGCAGCUCCUUCACCGGAAGGAGUACGGAGCGAGACAAUGCCUGCUUUCGUACCGUCAAGCGGGAACGCAAAAUCUCAAGGCCCGACGAAUCGCUUCCGUCUCCCCUCAAUUCUGCCGUUGAGCCGUCUCAGAACACUACGCUCACAUCUGCAUCCACCAAGUCUGAACAGCGCUCACCCGAUGCCGCGCGUUCUCAACCGGAGAAAGCUCACGACAAUUCCAUGCCGGGUGCUUUCGCCACGUUCCAAGAUGGCCACACGACUCGACAUUCAUCACCUACUAAACAUUCUAAUGAGUCGUCCGACCCAAAACCAUUUUUGGACGUUUCAGUCACGUCGAAAGAUUCCAAUCUGCUUACAACUCUAUCUCCAGAAGCUUUCAAACGCGUCAGCACUGCUCUCAAUGAAGUGUUUGGCCUCAUCGCCUCCGAGCGUGGACCAUCGCCUAGUGUUCGUGUAGGCUCGGCGGAUGGUUCUGGCGCCCGGCGCCAUCGGUCUUCUGGUGACAGUGAUGCCAACUCGUUUGCCUCUGCUGUCUCCAACGUGCGCGCCCUCGAUGCAGAGCAAGAGCAACAAUCCCAAGACGAUGGCGACGGCACCGCUGAUCGCACCAUCACAGGCACCCAGCCAAGCUUGGAUGCCGUACACAUUGAACAAGGUCGCCUCGCCGUGCCUUCGCCUCUUCCCGGGCCCAUUCCUGGCUCGCUCCCACCGUCUCUAGCCGAAUUUGCUCCCGAAAUGACCGAGUCACAGACGCUCAGGCAGAUACCGUCACUGACAACAUCGGAAAGUGCGCAAACUCUCACAGACGCUGAAACAGCCACUGACGACCUGAUGUUGGCACCAAACGCCGCUUCAGCUCAGCAUUUGUCGGUUUCGCGCCAUUCGGUGACCGACUCGACGCUCACUUAUCCAUCCGAACGAAGCUCGACCGCCACAGCAAGAGAUCCGCAAGUCGGGCCAUCUCGGACCAUCUCUACUGCAUCCACCGUUGACGCUCUUCAGACCGCUAGCCACGAGCUGCCGAUUACUGAAGUUCGCACGGCGUCGGCUCGACCCGCAGAGCUUCCUUCAGCAAAUCAAGGACCCUCGGACAACGCAAUGCAUCAAGCCAACGUAGUUGCUACUGGCAACCGUGGCCCAUUAGCAACGCGUCCAGAUCGUACGCCUGAGAUGGACUCGAGUGCAACCUUGGCCAGUCCUGCUCGUUCGACCUUGUCGCGAGGCGACUCGCUUGUCAGCAGCAGCUCCAUCAGGUCCAGUCUCACGGCGCCGUCGGCAUCAUACCAAGGCACACACAGUCGCAAAUCGUCGGCCGACAAGCUUGCCCUCGCCAGGGCCAUGGCGCCUCAUCCGCACCUCAGAGAGCAGCCCUCGCUCUCCAGUAUCCGCCGCAACUUCCAAAAACACAAUCGAUCCGCUACCGGAUCAUCCGAGGGCAGUCUGCUAGGCACACAUGCUUCUCGCAGAUCCUCCGGCGCUAUCAGUCCUUCACCUGUGCUGAGUCGUAGCGCUCGUUCGCCCAACUACUUUCCGCCACCUCCUUCCAGCGCAUCGAUGUACGACUACGCCUCUGGUUUCAAGCCACCUUCGGCCGUCUCACCCGCUGCGGCUGCUGCUUUGCAGUCCAUGACGAAUCAAGCCAGCCAGGUGUCUCCGCCAGUGCAAGGCUUCGCCGCGGAAGCUUCCAGCGCCUUCGGUAGUGCUCAGAACAUGCGCAGUUCGGCAUCGACUGGUCAAAGCGUACCCUCUCCUUACGUGUCCAGUCUCGCCGCUUUUCCCUCGGGCAGUGAUCGCGCAGCUGCAACGAGCUCCCCGGAGACCGGAGCUACUAGCAUCAGCCUUCACCAACGAAACGCUUCGCUGACGAGCACCAAGCAGCCUGCAAAGACACAAUCGGCCCGCAUUUCAGUCGCUGACGAUGGUCUGUCGCCAUCCAUGUAUGCUCCCAGACCUGCGCCGCUGCCUGCCAUCGUCUCUCUGUCACCAAGCGCCACUCCCUCCCAAUCCAACACAGAUGGAAACGGCCUGAUGCCUCAGCAUCCUUCAGAUCCAGAACAUUCUGACAAAUGGCGGACCGUCUACGGCUAUAAAACUGCUGACGCUGCUAGCCUUCACGAUUCAGCCGAGAAUGCUUCGGUCAAUGCGAACGAGGAGGAGGAUCUGUGGGCUAAGAUGGCCUUGGCUUCCGAAGUCAAGAAAGCAGAGCGUCCCAUCUCCAAUUUCCCCCCAAACAUGGCUGAGGAGCGCUUGGCAAGCACCGGCAUCACUUUGGAUCAGAUUGCUCAGUUCCAAGAUCGUCUUGUCCAAACCGCCAGUGGCAGAGAAGAGUUGCCUCCUGUUCCACGCAUUUCAACCGGAAAUCGAGCUAGAAGCGAGCAUAAGCAGCAAAGGUUCGCAGUGGCCAAGUCGCUGGGUCUUGCAUCACCCAACUUGGUCUCUGAUGCUGGAGCGGACUGGUCGAAGUCUGCUGAAAGUCCUCGCACGGUGGAUAACCGCGCAUUUGCGGGGUCAAACGCUGUAGCAGUCGACACCGGUCACCACGCCCCAAUCCACAGGAGCCUGUCCAGCUCUCUUGCACAGGAGCCGCCGGUGUCUCCGCGAGCGGUCAUGUACGAUGUCACUACCAGCCAUCGUCCUACCUCACCUCCUCUGCACAGCCGCAAUGCCUCGUUGAAUGGUCUGCCCAAUCUCUUGGAACUCAAUGGAGCCAUCGGACGUCGAAACCGAGAGUCAAUUUCCUUGUCGCAAGCUGUCGAUCAGGCUUCUCGCCUGCCUCGUCAUCCGGCCUUCGAUGCAGCACAAAUUUCUGAGGAUCCCGAAUCGAGCAUUGACCAAGAUUCGCAGUACGCCACCGCUAUCAAUCCAGUGCAGGACCAUCCGUUCAAUGCGGGCUACACGAGUCCUUCACUUGGGUCAGGCAGCCUGCGCAGCGGCAACACUUUCACGUUCCCUCGGAAAUCCAGCGAAGCUGGUGUGGGUGACUCGCCUCGACACCAUGCCCAGCCAUUUCCUCCAGAGCAAAUAUGGGAUCGUUAUGGUCCACAGCAGGAAGAAAUGACGUCUGGCCUGUCCAACACCGGCUUGGCCGCCAUUGAUGGCUAUCAGGGAUCAGAUCCAACUCGCCUGUUGGAUGACAUUGCUGCUCAGACGAGCGCUGCCACUCGCGCGCUCAAGGGAACCGCCGACGGCAGCGUGGCCACGCCGCCCUUCAGAACCAAGAGCAUCUCGCGGAAGAAGUCGUUCAAGAAAUUCAGCAAGCAGAUUUCGUCGCCCCAGCUGAUCUCGACGACGCAGAAGCUGGACCAUGCUACUCAACUGCGUCCCUCGCUUGAGAUGCCGAACACGCAGACUUGGGGCAGCAGAUGGCCGAACCGGUCUCCAGGCUGGGGCAGCAUUGGUCCUUCCGGUGGGGAAGGCACAAGAAGGCACGCUAAAGCAAGCCAGUCCGUGCCAUCGCAGAUGAGCAGCUUUGGCAAAAGCAGUCUGUACUUUCAUCGCCGCAGGUCGAGUUCUUUUGGUCACGAAGCCAGCCCCGACGAAAGUUUCGGGACGCCCGAAGGUGAGAUCAGCGAUACACUUGUCUCUGCAGAGCAGACCGGCAGUGAUCAAGCUGCGCAUGUACACCCGAACCAUCCCUAUAUGAACGGGGGUGCCAACGGCGGAAGCUUGUCACGUCUUCUUUCCAAGAUCAAGAGUCGAAAGAAUGAGCAUGGCUUUGGCGGAGCAACCAUCGAGCCUUUCCCACCCGAGCUGAGUACUGCCGCUCGUGCACCCGAGUUUUCCUCCCAGCCGCAGCCGCAGCCGCUGCAACACCAACAACGACCAACGACUCCAGAAUUAUCGUCGUUGGUGGCCGUGGAGUCACGAACGCUCCCUAGAAUGCCUCCAUCUCCAUCGUCGACUGACCAAGGGAGCAACUUGCGUUCGCCCACGUCGCCGAGACAUCCGCUCAUCGACUCAACGUCCCUACCACGCUCCAGGACCAAGAAGCGCACGCCAAUCGUGCUCAAACGCGAAUCCGAGGUCAUUCUGCCCGGUGACACAGGUUAUGUCCCUAAUGCCAUGAUCGGCGGAUCAUCCGAACAGCGCGCAACGCCACUAGCAGAACAACAGACUGAGGGUUCUGCCUCGCCGAAAGCUCAUACGGCGGCGAAGACAAACGCGGUUGCCAUCGAAGAAUCGGACCGGGAAAACACAACAGACACGACGCUCGAAAAGUUCACGGAGCGCACGAGCUACUCUCAGAAUGGCAACUUGAUUACUUUGGCCCCUCCAACCGGGUCAUCCAAAGAUAACGACGAGGCAGCGACGCCGCGUGCAGCAUCUCCAAAGCCAGCGGGAGACGCUGGCCUGACUGCAGGUGCUGCUGCCAUAGACAAGCAACCUGAGGACGCUGAAGACGCUGAUGAGACCAUCACCAAAUUUACAUCUUCAAGUCAGCCUCAGACAAUCGAGGAAGACAUGCCGGAAGGAACCGAGCCCGAAAGCGUAGCACCUGAUCGUUCCAUUGAUGCCCGCAAGUCAUUGCGUGACACCAUCGUCCGUCGAACCAUCAUCAUCCCUGCGGGUAUCGACUUUGGCGAUCAGCGACGCCCGCUCUUUGGCUCGAGUCGCAAAUCGCGUCGUUUCGCCAGUAUCGAAGACCAACCCGUUCCCAACAGCGACGAAGUCACUAAGAGCUUCCACUUUGGAUCUCCUACCGUGUUGGACGAUGCUGCGCUGCCUGUGCAAGAGAACCUUUCACACCAAGACUCGCAGAAUGACGCUGACGAGCAGCAGCAGUCGCAGCAAGGGGAGGAUUUGCCGACGUUGGGUUCAGACCAGAUGCUUCAUCCAGAUUCCGGUACCGAUGGACCUUCACGAUCGAACCGUGCCAGUCGAGUUGAGAGCUGUUACGCGGGCAGUCUGUACGACAUGUAUAUUGGCGGUGGUGUCAACGGCGAGGACACCGAAUUCGGUAGUCCAGAGUCUGACCUUGCUGACAUCUCGCGUGCACGUCGAUCGAUGGCGAUACGAGCUUCGCGAAUGCCCGAGACGCGUCGACACAUCGAGGUGACCGAACGCGCGGAUGGCAGCGUUGUUUGGCAGGUGAUCGCCGGACUAGCGGAUCGAGGAAGCGUCUAUUCAGAUUUUGAUGCGCGUUCUAGUAAGCAUCUGAGCGAUGCGAGUGGGUCAGGAGCGGCAGCGAUGGCAGACGAAGGUGCGACGGAGGAAGAGACGUUUAGUGGAGCACCUUUCCGCACGCCUGCCGGUUUGACAGAUGACGAUUCAAGGAGCUUCUUCACUCGACCCCGUGCGAUUGCGGCCAAAACGACGCAGCUACACCAUCCAGCAUUCUCACUCGACACAAACCAGCCUUUACCGCUCUUGCCACUCUCAAAAGGACAAGAGGUGAGGGAGGACGUGUUUGAGAUCGCGAACCCACCCAACAUGGCGGCAAACAGUUUCGAUACCGACCCUACCUCGUCUUCCUCGGCAUCUUCGGCGCGCAAUGCGACGGCUUCGCCCACCCGGAUCGUAUAUCACAACGAUGCACAGCUCGCAUCCUUGCUCGACGUUUUGGCCCAGGGGAAAGAUUCGGCCAAGUUUCAGUUCCAUAUCGGACCGAAUCGCUCGUCGAUGUAUCAGGCUUCGACCGGUGCAGAGCAGCACCUCAACGGUGGAGCGAGCGAGGAUGCAGUUGCGGAUUCGGAUGCAUCGUUGUUGGAUGCGAAGCGUGUUUCGUCACCGUGGAGCAAGCACGAGGGAGUGUUGGAUGCAAACGACAUUGAGUCACAUCGGAGCCGUGUCGAAGCCGAGAUUUACACGCUGCUGAACCGGCAUGCGCUGGUCGGGAGAGAGUAA
Molecule: messenger RNA, 6612 nt
Organism: Mycosarcoma maydis (corn smut)
Lineage: Eukaryota; Fungi; Basidiomycota; Ustilaginomycetes; Ustilaginales
Exons: 1
Coding region: 1-6612 (2203 amino acids)
Source: RefSeq, a predicted model, not a curated record